Dalotia coriaria is the source of this 1522-nucleotide messenger RNA. RefSeq names its product E3 ubiquitin-protein ligase SHPRH-like. The record is from RefSeq and is a predicted model, not a curated record. The transcript has 3 exons. Gene Ontology annotation, molecular function: ubiquitin protein ligase activity; metal ion binding. Bases 1 to 993 code for a protein of 330 amino acids. Gene Ontology annotation, biological process: DNA damage response; protein polyubiquitination. NCBI's taxonomy places the organism in Eukaryota, Metazoa, Arthropoda, Insecta, Coleoptera, Staphylinidae. Gene Ontology annotation, cellular component: nucleus.
AUGUUUGAAGAACAUAUUAAUGAGUUAUCCGAACACGAGAUUGAUGUUUAUCGUUUUAAUUUGGAGCAAGAGCAUAAGGGACACACUGCGAAGUUAGAAAAAUGUUUGGGGACCAAUAAGUACCUUGUUUCUUUGCAUAAUCGAGAUGAACAAAACUUGGACCCGUGCCCCAUCUGUAGAUAUCCGCUGGAGAAGUCGUGGAACAUGAUGCAGUGUGGCCAUGCCUUCUGUCUGGUUUGUAUGGAGACCAUUGUGGGCAGGAAUAUGGUGCGUGCGGAUCAGAAAAUUACUUGUGCUGUCUGCAGACAAGUUCAGCCUUUAUCUGAGAUAAGCUGUGUGGAUCAGUCGCUUUUUAAACCGCAGACAGUUGUGGAGACUGAUGAUAUUGUUGUCAAUGGAAACUGUUCAAGUAAAGUUGGCAGGAUUGUAAGACUCAUCAAGGAAUUGAUGCAAGAGGAAGAGGGUGUGAAGGUGCUGGUAUUUUCAUCGUUUCAACCUGUGCUGAAGAUACUUAAAGAUAUCUUUGAGCAGAAUGAUAUUAAAUCAGUGGUGCUUAUGAGUGGUAAGCAGGUUGUGAAAACUGUGGAGGAUUUUAAAGAUGUGGAUAAAGGCGUUACUGCGAUGAUACUGCCUGUGAAUUUGGGCGCCAAAGGGUUGAAUUUAAUUGAAGCUACGCAUGUGAUUUUCGCGGAGCCGAUUCUUGAUCCUGCUGAGGAGCUGCAGGCGAUUGGAAGGGUGCAUCGUAUUGGUCAGAAAAGGAAAACUGUGGUUCAUAAGUUUAUUAUGAGGGAUAGUAUCGAGGCGAGCAUCCAAAGGGUUACGUCAUCCAAGGAUAAGUCGAAAUGGACUAGAGCAGAAAUUACCGUUCGACAACUCAAGGAUUUGCUGUUUGGUUCGUGGGAAACAGAUGAAGAGUUAUGUGUGAAUGCGGCGGAUGAAGUACAAGAAGACGGAUUGGAGAAUGGGGAUGUGGUUGCGGGUGUUGUUGAGUAGGGUUUUUAAUCUGCACCUUAACUAUAAGAUCAUUUAUCCCAUUUGGUAAUAACUCACGGAUUGUAAGGGUUAUUUGGGAUUUUUUGAAGAACUUACAUUGUCGCGGAGUUGCUCUUCUAUGUGCGCCCUACAGUCACCACGUACUGCGUCUAGAAGUACCCUAAAAUGGCCGAUGAAAAUACCCCCAUUUGUGAUUUUUAGAAAACACGCGGUGGAAACUAGCCUAUAACUCGCGAACUAUAAGGGUGAUUUUUAGUUUCUUUGCAUGAGUUUAUAGCUCAAGAGUUGCUGUUACAUCUGCGCUAUAGAUUCACCCUGUAGUGCGGCUAGAAGUGCCCUAAAAAUGGCAAUUGAAAAUAGCUCUAUUUGUGAUUUUGUAGGAACACGCGGUGGAAAAUUGGUUGUAACUCGCGAACCAUAUGGAUGAUUUUCACUUUUUUAUAUAUUUAGUUUGUAAAAGAGUUGAUAUUUAUUGUAUAAACUUUCUGUAACCAUAAUUUGUGUUUGUAAUAAAUAAUAUUUUUGAUUA